UUCUGUGGCGUUCGACUUUCGACUGGCUGUCGUAGUUUCAGCAGGUUCCACAGGAGUUGCGUGUAAUGGAUCGUAAUAACCGCGGGAUCUACGAUAAUGCAUUGCUUGGAAUCCUAUCAAAUGAAGGGCAGAUCUUGCCCUUCCUCGACGUCUUCUUUGACUUUUUGUACAGGAGGACGGACUUCUUUCGGAUUAAAACUGACACAUCGCAGAAGAUGGGAUUCCCUCCUGGCGUAGCGAAAAAGUUCGUUCAACUAGCCUUUCAGAAGUACUACAACCUCACAAAUGAGAAGCUAAAAAGGGAAGCAGCGCUUGCACAAGAAGGUGAGAUCCCUCCUCCCGCCAUCGAGACUGUCGAAGUUGAAACGACCGCAGCCGACGACGAUGAAGAGACAGAAGAAGAAACUGGACCUGCGGGUCCAAACCCCGAGGGAAACCCCGAAGGAAAACUGCGCACGGCAACUUCAACAGAGAAUGGAGUGGACGAGAAGAAAAAAAUAGGUGAGGCUGCGAGCGAAAGGGAAGGAACCACUCCGCACGUCAGUAGGAAUGAGAAGGAAAAACAAAGUUCAGCAGAAAAGGGGGAGGAACAGCAAACAUCAACACCAAAGCCACCUGAAGCAGCGAAUGAAGGGCAGGAUUCAGACUACGAUCCUGUACAGGCUAGGUUUCAAAGCAAUCCAGAGAGCUACAAUGGGGCCAUUCGUGACAACUAUUCCUGGAGCCAGAGCAUUUACGACAUUGAUGUCAGAGUCAAGGUGGGCAGGGAUGUGAGCUCUCGUAACCAGAUAAAAGUUGACUUGACGCACACUCACUUGAGGGUCAAGGUACUCAACAUAGUGGAUGGAUCUUGGAGCGUUCCCAUUGACGAUGACUUUCCCUGGAGGGUUAAACUGGAUGACUGCAUUUGGACCCUGGUGCCCGAAGACCACGUCCUUGUAAAUUUGGAGAAGUGUGAGGAACGCUGGUGGGAGCAGCUGUUGGUGAGCGAACCAAAAAUCAACGUGCGAGCCAUCGACCCAUCGAAGCCCUUUGAAGAUCUGGAUGCUGAAUCUCAGGCGAAGAUCCAGGAACUGGCCUUCAACAACAUGCAGAAACAGAUGGGCAGGAAAACCCCGAAGCAGGAGAAAGUAGAGAAUAUUCUGAAGGAAGCGUGGGACAAAGAAGGUUCGCCAUUCAGGGGUCAGCCGUUCGAUCCGGACCUCGUGAACAUCAGCUGUGACAAUCUGUGAUGGUGCCGGCACCAGGGAACACCACUGAUUGAACAUUAGAGUCACGGUCAUAAAAGCUCCUGGCUUUCUGCGGAAGAAAAAUUAACGUAUUCGCAAAGUGGGAUUUAUAAAUCCACUCGAUUCCGCGGGCAAGAGAAAACAAGCAAAAAAAAAAAAAAAAGUUGCCGCAUUCACCCAAGAUUGCUUACCGACUCAUCCCGCACGCUUUUCCAGCCUUUCCUAACUUUUCAUUGUGCAGAGAAAAUUCGACUCAACUCUGAUAAUAUAUAUCUCUCCAGGCGUU
Messenger RNA from Ornithodoros turicata, 1515 nucleotides. Its product is annotated as nudC domain-containing protein 3-like. The transcript has 9 exons. NCBI's taxonomy places the organism in Eukaryota, Metazoa, Arthropoda, Arachnida, Ixodida, Argasidae. The coding region runs from base 66 to 1232 and encodes 388 amino acids. Gene Ontology annotation, biological process: protein folding. Gene Ontology annotation, cellular component: cytoplasm. The record is from RefSeq and is a predicted model, not a curated record.